AUGCAGCUGAACACUGUGCUACCUGGAAUGGAGAUUUGCAAGGUGCUAAUGGGGAAAUUAAAAUUACAGCCUGAGGUGGGCAGACCGUGCGGCUGGAGCAAGGCUGAAACUGUUGAGGAGCCCAGGGAGGAAGAAGAAGCAGCAAAAGAAGACAAAGAAGAAUCUGAUGAUGAAGCUGCAGUAGAGGAAGAAAAAGAAGAAAAGAAAUCAAAGAAUAAAAAAGAAAGUGAUGACCCCAUGGCUUAUAUUCACUUUACCGCUGAAGGGGAAGUUACCUUCAAAUCAAUUUUAUUUGUACCCACAUCUGAUCCACAUGGUCUAUUUGAUGAAUAUGGAUCUAAAAAGAGUGAUUACAUUAAGCUCUAUGUGCUCUGUGUAUUCAUCACAGACGACUUCCAUGAUAUGAUGCCUAAGUACCUUAAUUUUGUCAAGGGUGUGGUAGACUCAGAUGAUCUCCCCUUGAAUGUUUCCCUUGAGACUCUUCAGCAACAUAAACUGCUUAAGGUGAUUAGGAAGAAGCUUGUUUGUAAAACUCUGGACGUGAUCAAGAAGAUUGCUGGUGAGAAAUACAAUAAUAAUUUUUGGAAAGAAUUUGGUACCAACAUCAAGCUUGGUGUGAUUGAAGACCACUGCAAUCAAACAUGUCUUGCUAAACUUCUUAUGUUCCAGUCUUCUCAUCAUCCAACUGACAUUACUACCCUAGACCAGUAUGUGGAAAGAAUGAAGGGAAAACAAGACAAAAUCUACUUCAUGGCUGGGUCCAGCAGAAAAGAGGCUGAAUCUUCUCCAUUUGUUGAAAGACUUCUGAAAAAGGGCUAUGAAGUUAUUUACCUCACAGAACCUGUGGAUGAACACUGCAUUCAGGCCCUUCCCAAAUUUGAUGGGAAGAGGUUCCAGAAUGUUGUCAAGGAAGGAAUGAAGUUUGAUGAAAGUGAGAAAACUAAGGAGAGUCAUGAAGUAGUUUAGAAAGAAUUUGAGCCUCUGCUCAAUUGGAUGAAAGAUAAAGCCCUUAAGGACAAAAUUGAGAAGGCUGUGGUGUCUCAGCACCUGACAGAAUCUCCGUGUACUUUGGUGGCCAGCCAGUACGGACAGUCUGGCAACAUGGAGAGAAUCAUGAAAGCACAAGCAUACCAAACGAGCAAGGACAGCUCUACAAAUUACUAUGCAAGUCAGAAGAAAACAUUUGAAAUUAAUCCCAGACACCCACUGAUCAGAAACAUGCUUUGAUGAAUUAAGGAAGGUGAAGAUG
Molecule: messenger RNA, 1249 nt
Organism: Pongo pygmaeus (Bornean orangutan)
Lineage: Eukaryota; Metazoa; Chordata; Mammalia; Primates; Hominidae
Product: endoplasmin-like
Exons: 2
Biological process (GO): protein folding
Molecular function (GO): ATP hydrolysis activity; ATP binding; ATP-dependent protein folding chaperone
Source: RefSeq, a predicted model, not a curated record